AUGCAUAUUUCUAUAAGAAUUUUCAUAGUGUUAUUCUAUCUUAUCGGUGCAUCUCAGGCGGAGAAGCUUUGUGUUCAAGGCGAAAACUGCACUUUGACUGUGGACGAUCCUGGAAUAAAUACUAAGAGCUGUAAGGGGUUCAAGACGAACGAGUGUAGUUGUGUGCAACGAAGAAGCAUUCAUUUUGAGUUUGACUGUCAAUGUUGCAAGAGUCCGUCGAGAGAAAGACGAGAUGUUUCGUUGGAAGCCAUGUUCGGUCUAAAAACAUAUGUGGUCCCAACCGAUCCACCGAAACUGGAAGAAAUAAUAACAACGAAGGGAACAAUUACCAGUACCACCACUCAAAUGCCAAUGAUAAAAUACCAAAUGUUGAGAGCAACAGAUAGCGAUUGUGGAAGGUUCAAAAUUGCCAACACGAUGACACUGAAAGCUGGGAUUGCUACUUCAGAAGCAGUUAUAAACUCGAAAACAAUCAGAGCAACGCAUGCUACAACUGCAGUAAACUGUUGGAAUCUGUGCCGUUGGAAUGUGCUAUCAGGAGAUAAAACUUGUACUGCUGUCGGCUUUAUUGAGGAUAAUGCUCAGAAGUUCAUCAAUGACUGUUUCAUUCUGUCCGAGUCGCCUGUCAAUUCAACUGGAUCCGAUACAUCUGUGGAUAUUUACGAAAUUUGUAUCUGA
Caenorhabditis briggsae is the source of this 678-nucleotide messenger RNA. The coding region runs from base 1 to 678 and encodes 225 amino acids. The record is from RefSeq and is a predicted model, not a curated record. The transcript is spliced from 6 exons. Lineage: Eukaryota; Metazoa; Nematoda; Chromadorea; Rhabditida; Rhabditidae.